AAACGUUAAAAUCAAUUGAAGUGGAUGAAUGUCUUGAGUUUCAACAUAAUAGUCGAGACGGACUCUUUUAUUCGUGUUUGAUGUGGGGUUUAUUUAUUCAUUUACUUAUUUACAAGAAUAAUAUAUAAUAUUAAGGUAUAAAAGCUAAAAGGUCUACAACUAUUAGAAGGUCUACACCUAUUAGAGGGUUACAUUGAAUUACAGGCUUAACACAGAAAAGAAGGCGAGGAUCAGAGGUUUGGAGGCGUAAGUAAAGAGCAGUCAAAGUCCAGCAUAAUAUGCAAUUGUUGCAAGUUAUAUUUUGACAUAACUCUGACAAUGGUCGUCAUUCAAGAACCCAUCAACGUUAAAAUUCCUCGCAAACUUGAAGUUGGUGAAAAGGUCGAGGUGAGGAGUAUCGAAAGUGGAUUCCGGGGUUCAUGGUACUCGGCUACUGUGAUUGCUUCUUAUGAUUUGGUUCGUCAAGUUCGAUACGAUGACCUUCUGUCUGAUGAUGGUUCCAUCAACUUGAUCGAAUCCGUGAAUGUUUCUCCCAUGCUUGAUGGGGUUAUUCCUUCUGAAAAGAUGCCACUUACCUAUCGUGGUUUGAUUAGGCCUUUGCCACCUCCACUUCAAUUUACGAGAUGGGUUCUACGUUAUGGACAAUGUGUUGAUUUGUUUUAUCAAGAUGCUUGGUGGGAAGGUGUGAUUUUUGACCAUGAAGACGGUGCAGACGAGCGGAGAAUUUUCUUUCCAGAUAUGGGUGAUGAAAUGAAGGCUCAACUCGACAAUCUACGUAUAACUCAAGAUUGGGAUGAGGUUUCAGAAGAAUGGAAGGCUCGUGAUAGCUGGAUUUUUCUUGAAAUAAUUGAGGAGAUUGAGCAGCUGCACCCCCUUGUGGUCUCACUGAAACAAAUUUGGUAUGAAAUUCGGGAGAAGAAUGGCUAUGAAAAUCUUAAGGAGUGGACAUCUACUUCGAGGGAUAUCUGGAGGAACUUGAUCAAGGAAGUUGUGCAUGAAAACACCAUGUUAACCGUCAAGCAAAUCUUUUGUGAGUUGAACACUUCUCCAGAAUUUGGCCAAUUUUCAGAACCCGCUUUCCAGAAGGUUGAAACAUAUUUUAAUAACUCAGCCAUUGUACCUUUUAUUGAAGCCAUAUGCAAUUCGGAUAUGGAUCAGGAUGUGUCAUGUCUUCAGCCUGUAGUUGUUUCAGAGGGUUUUGCACCAAUCUCAGUUCUGCCAAGCCAGGAAGAACAACCACCUAAUGCUUUGUCAGUUUUACAUCCCCCUAAAAAUGAAAUUUCUGGUACUUUGUCCAUUACUGAGAGUGAAACACUCAACUUUAAGUCUUCCAAUGAGAUACAUUCUAGAAAGAGGAAGCGACUUGGAUGGAGGACCAUCCAUGUAGCUGCUGAGUGUUGUCCUGAUGCAGUUUCUGAGUACAACCAUAGGUCCCCAGAGUCCUUGCUAAAACUUAAGAAACAUUUGUUUUAUUUAGGAUGGAAAAUGGAGCAAGCAAAGGAUUGCAGCAUCACUAGGACACGGUACAUUGCUACUGAUGGAAAGAUAUUCCAUUCACUUCGUCAAGUUUCUAAGAUGUUGGGAAAGUCAGGAACUCGGGCAGAAGGCCAAAAAACUUCAUAUGAUGACCUCAACCUGUCUACUUGCCUGGCAAAAACACUGACAUGCAGUGAGGUGUCUGAGAUGCUAUCUCCUUCUCAAGAACAAAUCAUUGAUCCGGAAUUCUGCCCUCAAGCGGUAAUUGACUAUUUUCUCGAAAGUGGGAAAAAGAAGCAUCUGAACCUAAAAGCUAGGAAGCACCUAGCUGCAAUAGGAUGGGUGUUUUAUUAUCAUUGGAAAAAGAGUGGCAAGAGAGAACUGCGGUACUUUUCUCCUAAUGGGAAAGUACAUUUCUCUCUUCAAAAGGCGUGCGAAUGGUGUAUGCAGCAGUGGGAAGCUGAGGGCCAGUUACCUGAAUUAAUUUCCCGAUCAACUGCUCAACUUAAUAAAGUCACAGUUUGUGAAAUCAGCAAAACAAGAAAGAAGAGUAAUCAUGGUGAGAUUCAUGCAGGUGGCUGGAACAUAUCCAGAUCUUCAAGAACAGUAACAGAUGGUAUAGAAUCUCAGUCUUCAGCUCGUCUGUUGCGAUCAAGUAAAAGAGCUCGGCUUUCUUCGUCCUUGCAUCAUACACCUCGAACAGUGUUAUCUUGGUUGAUAGACAAUAAUGUGGUUCUGCCCCGUGCCAAAGUGCAGUAUCGUGGCAAAAGAGAUGGUCAUCCAAUGGCAGAAGGGCGGAUCACUCGUGCAGGGAUCAAAUGCAAGUGCUGCCAAAAAGUUUAUGGAAUUAGCAACUUUGAGGUGCAUGCUGGAAGCAAUUAUCACAGACCUUCAGCAAAUAUAUUUUUGGAAGACGGACGAUCUCUUCUUGAUUGUCAACUGCAGAUGAAAGAAAAGACUAGUGUAAGAAGCACGAGGAAAAGACCACGUUCGUUGAAGAAAGGCAGCCAUUUGGGCACAAACGACUACGUAUGUUCUGUGUGCCAUUACGGUGGUGAAUUACUUCUGUGUGAUGAGUGCCCAUCUUCCUUUCAUACUGGUUGCCUUGGAAUGAAGGAGGUCCCAGAUGGAGAGUGGUUUUGCCCAUCAUGCUGUUGUGAAAUGUGUGGACAGAGCAGAUUUGAUAAAAACAAAGACCACUUUACAGACAGCAGUCUACUUAUUUGUUGUCAGUGUGAGCACAAGUAUCAUGUUCGGUGCGUGAGAAAUAAGGGUCUUCAAAAGCUGGAUUAUUAUCCUGUAGGAAGUUGGUUUUGCAAUAAGAGAUGUGAGCAGAUAUAUUUGGGUAUCCGUCAACUUCUGGCAAAGCCAGUUAUGGUGGGAAAUGAUAACCUCAGUUGGACUUUAUUAAAGUACGUAAAAUCUGACGAUUUGGAUUCUGAUGCUGCUAAUGAUGAGUUCAUCUUGGAGACUUAUAGUAAACUUAGUGUUGCUCUGGAUGUGAUGCAUGAAUGCUUUGAGCCUGUCAAAGAACCUUACACAAGGAGAGAUCUUAUGGAAGAUGUUAUCUUCAAUAGAUGGUCAAAGCUGAAUCGUUUAAAUUUUCAGGGUUUCUAUACUGUGCUUCUGGAAAAAAAUGAUGAAGUGAUUACAGUAGCGACUGUAAGGGUUUAUGGAGAAAAGGUAGCCGAGGUUCCUCUUGUGGCAACGCGAUUUCAGUACCGCCGACUUGGAAUGUGUCGCAUCUUAAUGAAUGAGCUUGAAAAGAAACUCGUGGAAUUAGGAGUUGAGAGACUAGUUUUGCCAGCUGUCCCCAACGUGCUAAACACAUGGACCACUUCAUUUGGGUUCUCAGUGGUGAGAGAAUCUCAGAGACUAAACUUGUUGAAUUACACUUUCCUUGAUUUCCAGGGUACAAUAAUGUGUCAGAAACUCCUCCAGAAUAUCCCUCCAGAGGUAUCAAGUGGAUCAACAGCCUAUCAAACUCAAUUUGAGUACAUAAACAGCAUGGAGAAUGUUGAGUUGGAUGGAAACAGUGCGCUUUCUGAGGUUCUCCAAGCUGAGCAAAUUGAGGGGAGUGAAAUUGUGGACCAAGGAUCUGCAGAUGCAUCUGGAGGAUGUGAAACCAAUGAUAUGGAUGCUCCAGCUCCUCUCAUUAUCGUGGCGAACCAACAAGCUCCUCUUGGCUGCCUGCCUUACCAGGAUGAAACUAGUCCGGAUUACGGAGCUGAAGUUACUGAUGGUAAGGUUUUUGAGAAAGUAGGUGCUGGCCAAUACAUAUGUUACAAGCGGAGAAGAAGAUACCAGCCUGUGGAAGCUAAGCUGGUAUUGGAAGGGGUAACUAUCUAGGAAGCUGGUAAAUUAUUAGAAAAAGAUAACCAUGGAACUGUGGCAUCUCUUAGAAGGCCAAAUAUUUUUGCUCCGUUAACCUUCUUUUUUCCUCCUUAAGGAGAUAACUUUAGGCUGUUGGUCUCUAGCUCAUAUAUAUAUGCUCAUGUACAGCUAUCUCUAGGUACUAUUAGCUACUAUACAUCUUUUCUAAUCCUGAAAGUACAAAUGUAUAGAGCCAAAGUCAACGGCUUGCAAGUAUUCACUGUCGCUCUGCGAAUGUAAGCCAAUUCAUUUAUAAAAAGCAGAAUGUUUGAGAAA
Lycium ferocissimum is the source of this 4125-nucleotide messenger RNA. RefSeq lists its product as uncharacterized. Gene Ontology annotation, biological process: negative regulation of DNA-templated transcription. Lineage: Eukaryota; Viridiplantae; Streptophyta; Magnoliopsida; Solanales; Solanaceae. The transcript has 11 exons. Gene Ontology annotation, molecular function: transcription corepressor activity; acyltransferase activity, transferring groups other than amino-acyl groups. Bases 319 to 3825 code for a protein of 1168 amino acids. The record is from RefSeq and is a predicted model, not a curated record.